CGUCUGCUUCUCGCACGACGAGUGGCGACGGCGUCCCAGGCGGGCAAAAAGACAAAUGAUUUUUUGGAAUUAAUGAACAAGACUCGAUCAACGGCAGCAUUCGAGCUGCCAACCCUCUCUCAUGACACAUGCUGUCUGGUACUUCGGCCACGCAACCUUUCUAUCCAUUGCCCUGUGGCCAGGGGACGCCGGGGACGGCUGCGCAACCUUCCACACGCCCUCCCCAGGGCCUGAACCUUGCACAUCCCCCACCCGCGUGCAUACCCUAUUCUUCGCCCCCCUUGUCUGCUGCCGGCCCGCCUCUAUCCUUUGCUCGUUCUUCCCUCAUCUUCACAGUGCCGCCAGCCCAACCCAUCCCAGGCUUACCCGAGAGCUUGACCCCUCCAGUUGUCAAUCGUCUCGAAUUGCGCCCGCUCGAUUCGGAGGGUCGAGGCGCUUGCCUGUCGACAGCGAGGUUCUUGGGCUGCCAUUCAGAGGGCGGGAGCAGAGGAUUGGUCUAAACCACUCGCAGCACCUCGGCUUGUCAUCCGCGACGUUGCGUGGCCAGCCCAUGUUUCGCAAUCAGGUGUCCACCUGACGACGACGCACACGACUGUCUUCAGCCUGGGAACAAGACAAACGACAAGGACAACAAAACCCCCUGACCUUUUUGGCGGCAUUUGAAGACGAUUCAGCCGCCUCAACGGCGGACCCGACCACUGCCCGCCAGCGCACAACAGGACGAUGGAUGCGAAUAGGAGUGAUGGUCCUCCAGGCGGAGGACAGUACGGCGAUGAAUGGGCUCACGAUUUGAGGGUGCAGUUUGAGCAACUUCUCCGGACAAAGCGAUUAACCGAGCUUCAAACUCGAUCUCGCCAAGGGUCUCCUGCGCCCACGGUCAGCGCCUCGUCU
Parathielavia appendiculata is the source of this 891-nucleotide messenger RNA. RefSeq lists its product as uncharacterized. The transcript has a single exon. Lineage: Eukaryota; Fungi; Ascomycota; Sordariomycetes; Sordariales; Chaetomiaceae. The coding region runs from base 122 to 577 and encodes 151 amino acids. The record is from RefSeq and is a predicted model, not a curated record.